Molecule: messenger RNA, 270 nt
Organism: Babjeviella inositovora NRRL Y-12698
Lineage: Eukaryota; Fungi; Ascomycota; Pichiomycetes; Serinales
Exons: 1
Coding region: 87-257 (56 amino acids)
Source: RefSeq, a predicted model, not a curated record
UUGUAGACUGGGAUUUGUCGUACAAUCGCUCUCUCAGGAGAUGUAGGCUGGAACUCAGCUAUCCCCUUGAUAAAUUUAAUUUUUUAAUGACUUCUUAUUUGUUAACGAAGCGCACCUAUAUCCAUUUCGGCUGUCGCUUAAACGAGGAAAACUCCGACAGCACCGAACCACUACUAAUAAUCUCCACCCUUGAGUUCUAUCCCUCGGCCAGCUUUGUCUCUACCACUUUCAGCCCCCUAUUAUUAAUAUUUACCUAAAGUGAAUAUAAAG